Molecule: messenger RNA, 2814 nt
Organism: Lepus europaeus (European hare)
Lineage: Eukaryota; Metazoa; Chordata; Mammalia; Lagomorpha; Leporidae
Gene: IGFBPL1
Product: insulin like growth factor binding protein like 1
Exons: 5
Coding region: 1-840 (279 amino acids)
Biological process (GO): regulation of signal transduction; regulation of cell growth
Cellular component (GO): extracellular region
Molecular function (GO): insulin-like growth factor binding
Source: RefSeq, a predicted model, not a curated record
AUGCCACGCUCACCGCUGCUCCCGCCGCCGCUGCUGCUGCUGCUUCUGCUGCUGCCGUUGCCGCCGCCGGCCCCCGGCCUCGGGCUCCGCGGCGCGGGCAGCCGGCGCCCGGAGUGCGGUCCGUGCCGGCCGGAGCGCUGCCCGGCGCCCGCGCACUGCCCGGCGCCCGGGAUCGCGGCGCGCGACGAGUGCGACUGCUGCGCGCUCUGCCUGGGCGCCGAGGGCGCGAGCUGCGGGGGCCGUGCGGGCGCGCGCUGCGGCCCGGGCCUGGUGUGCGCGAGCCGGGCCGCGGGGGCGGCGCCCGAGGGCACCGGGCUCUGCAUGUGCGCGCAGCGCGGCACCGUCUGCGGCUCCGACGGCCGCACCUACCCCAGCGUCUGCGCGCUGCGCUUGCGCGCCCUUCACGCGCCCCGCGCGCACCCCGGCCACCUGCACAAAGCGCGCGAUGGCCCCUGCGAGUUGGCUCCUGUGGUCGUCAUGCCACCGCGUGGUACUCGCAACAUCACCGGCGCACAGGUGCACCUGUCCUGUGAAGUGAGGGCCGUGCCCACCCCAGUCAUCACGUGGAGGAAGGUCACGCAGUCUCCAGGGGGCACCCAGGUGCUGGAGGCGUUGCCUGGGGACCACAUCAACAUAGCCAUCCAGGUGCGAGGGGGCCCUUCCGACCACGAGGCCACAGCCUGGAUCCUGAUCAACCCCCUGAGAAAGGAAGACGAGGGUGUAUACCAGUGCCAUGCAGCCAACGCGGUCGGGGAGGCCCAGGCCCUCGGCACAGUGACUGUUCUGGAACUGGGUAAAGACAAGUGGCACCACCUCCCAGCCCCCAGGGGCCACGUGUGACGGAGUAAGGGUCUGAGAGACUCUGGUCACGGGAGGAUGCAGAAGUCAAGCAGUGGAUCAUUUUGCUUUGGGCAGAGUUGGGAAAGCUGUUUGUAGACGACCCCUUUUGUAUGUUUUUUAAAAUUAGCUGCAGACUAGAUUCGUAUGCAGAUGUAGUUUUUAGGAGGAAACCAGAUGUGCAUGUGGCUGUGUUUUAUACUUCGGAAAUGAAUGACUCCAGGAGAAGCCUUUCUGUAGCCCUUCCCUCCCAGGGAAGACCACAGGCUGGGUGUUUGUAAUUCGGAGGGGCCGGUGCUGAGCACUGGCUGCUGAGACUCCUGGCCUCACCUGUACCUGCUGUGGGAGCUGUACUGGCUCCCUGCCGUCCCUGGCCCUGGUGUCUUCACCUGCGAAUGUGGCAUUAGGACUGGACCUUACCAGUGCCCUCCUAGCCCAGCCAUCCUACAGAUUUGCCCUGUGGUCUCGUGUUCUUUGUCAAAUGACGUCCCUCCAAACCUGAUGCUGCCACUUCCCGCCAGGCUCUGCUUUGCCCUGCCUUCCUGCCUUGGCCCCAGGGUAAGGAGCCGCCCCAGACGCAGGAACCCUGGGAUGGCAUCUGGGGACCCAGACAUCCACUUCUCUAACCAGGAGGGCGGCGGGAACCUCGUAAGAACACGGCCAGGCAUUCGCUCUGGGCUGCGGAGAGCAGCGUAGGAGAGAAGGCUUCUUAGAGACACUUGCCCUCACCUGGCAUGAAGCCGGGGACAUGGAACAAGAAAGGAGACGGUCUAAUAUUGGGUCACACACAGAUCCGCGGGUGCUGACAGCUUCUUAGAAGUCAGAAUCGGGGUGCUCCCUGGGGACGGCCCCUUAGUGCAUGAGUACUUUCCCAUCCAGGCCCCCGCCCCGGGAGCGUGGUCAGGGCAGGCAUUGGAGGCCCCUGGGCUCUGGAGGGGCGGCUUAUGCCCUGGUCCUGGGCUCUGGGGAGGUCCUGGGCUCUGGAGGGGCGGCUCCUGCCCCGGUCCUGGGCUCUGGGGAGGUCCCAGGCUCUGGUUCCCUUUCCUCCUCUACGUACUGCUUCUCAGGGAGACCCUGGAACCCGGGAGGGGAGGAGGCUGCCAAUUCCAUGGGGGCUGGGACCCCUAGGACUCAGGGGACUGAAGUUCCUGCCUUUAUAUGUGGCCAUUCACUUCUAAAGUUCCAGGAUGCUAGCGCCUGGCCUGGGGAUCUGGGAACAGGAGGUCCAUUUGAAUAUUUAUUUGCACGUCCAUCCCUGGCAUGUGGAAGCCCUCCGCCCAGCCCCCUCACCUUCUAAGCCCUGUGACUCUAUUGGAAUUAAGAAGGGAAUGAGACUACAUGAGUGAUUUUUCAAACUUUAAAAUGUUGGAACCCUUCUUUGAAUAAAACCGGGACUGGAAUUGAUCCCGUCGGAAGUUGGGUCAGGGCUGCCCAGGGGCCCGCUCACACCCACUGUGCUCCCAGCUCGUCUGACCCCUGUCCUCUGUCCCCACAGUCUGGGGGUCUGUGGUCAGUUCCCUGUGGUUUGAAUGGCUGGGAGAGGACUUGGGAGGACACUUGGUGGGACUGUGGUGGAAGGGCUGGGCCGCCAGGGCCUGGGAGGAGGGAGACACAUGGGGCAAUGCACCUGCUCACAAGCACAUUGGGCGCCACCAGCCGCAUUGCUUCGCUUAGGCUUUGCCUGCGUGGCCUCUGGACCCAGACAGGGUGGAGGGAGCCCUGCAGGGGGCGUGCUGAGCAUCAAGUCCACAAGGGUCUGGCUUUAGCAUCAGAAUUCUGUGCAAAAAAAUAAAUCAUACCUGUGACACUGUGAUGUUUCCACCCAAUCCAGAAAGGCAGAUGAAAAUUCGGGAGCCCAGGACCUUUCGGGCCAGGAGCAGGGCUGCGGCGGUGGCUGCCCCUAUGGACGCGCGAUUCUCCCACGAGUCCCAGAUGGUGGCUUUUCCCUACCCUCUUUUCAUAGAUGUCGUGACUCCU